AGGAGAAGGAGAGGAGGAGGAGGAAAAAAAAAAGGAGGAGGAGAGAGAGAGGAGGAGGAGAGCUGAUAUUGCUGGAGCUGCUGGGCGGCCGCUGGCGGCGCUGGAGAGGACGGCAGCCAGCAGAAGCAGCAGCCGCCGCCGCCGCCGCCGUGGCGCUAGAGCGAAGAUGAAGCCGGCGGGGACUCGAGGCGCCCCCGCGGCCGAAGCAGGAGGAGGAGGAGGGAAGGCGGCCGAGUUGGCGCCGAUCUCCUCCGCCACCGCCGCCUCUGCCUCCUGCCCGGCAGGGGAGAAAGUGGUGCACUCCCGCUCGCAGGUGCUCUUCUGCAGCAGCAGCGGCACCCAAGCUCUGGGCGACGCCUUGAAGCUGCUGGUGCCCCGCUCGACGGCCUUCAUGAGCUCGGAGGCCGAGCUGUGGGACUUCCUCUGCAGCCUGCGGCACGAGUUUUCGCCGGUCAUCCUCCGCAGCAAGGACGUCUACGGCUACGCCUCGUGCCGGGCCGUCGUGCCGGAUCUUCCCGGGGCUUGGGCGCAGGAGAAGGAGGACGGGGAGAAAGAGGAGGAGGGCCGGGCGGGCAGCAGCAGCAGAAGCAGCAGCCGGAGAGGAGGAGGAGGAGGAGGAACCGCCGCCAACCAGGGGAAGCGCCCGCCGAGCGACGCCAAGAGCCGCCGGGGUGGAGGAGGAAGCAGCGCCAAGCGAGCGGCCAAGAAGCAGCGCAGCAGCCACGACGGGCGCGACCCGAUGCUCUGGGCCCCGGCCCGAUGGACUCCUUCGCAGGGCAGCAGCCCGGAGCCGCUUCCCGAUCCGCUUCCUCCGAUCCUGGCCGCCUUCCCUCCUCCGGUCAAGGUGCGCGGCGACAUCUGGAAGCGGCGCACCUUGGAAGCCGCCCGGCGCCGCGCGCAACGCCUCUUGCGGGUCGACCUGGCGCCCGUGGUGAGGUUGCGCCGGAUCCCGCUGGGACCCACCUGCCGUUGACAAAGAGACAGCAGAGGAUCUCGUCUCGUCUGCCCAGGGAGACCCCCUCCUUCAGAAGAACUUUGGAGACCCGUGUCCGGCCGCCUUGUUUACAGUCCCCUGUGUUUUGGGGGGGCGGGGGGGGGGGCGCCUGGACGGCGGGGUCGUUUUUUUUAAUUUUCCAUUAUUAUUAUUAUUAUUUUAAAUACACGCCGGGCGCUGCACUUUAAAAUGGCCAAGAUAUGGAUUGGCCUCCCCCUCCCUCCCUCAUCGUGGUUUGUUUCGAGCCAGGAAAAAAAAAACUGGGAUUCGGCUCGUCUGGAACGCAUGGAGGGGGAAGAGAAAAGGAAAGAAGGUCAAGUUGCUGGAAGCCUUUGACUCUUUCUUUUCUUUCCUUUCUUCCUUUCCUUCCUUCCUUCCUUCCCUCCUUUCUUCCCUUCCCUCCUUUCUUCCCUUCCCUCCUUUCUUUCCUUCCCUCCCUUUUUUUCCUCCCUUUCUUUCUCUUUCCUUCCUUCCCUCCCUCCCUUUCUUUCUUUCUGUCUUUCCCACUGGGCUACCUCGCUUUUCCAAGAAGCACCGUUAACUUUCUCUUUCUUCCAAAGAAUUUUUGCUUGCCCAGCAGCAAUAAAAAUGCCAAUCCAGGAUGGUUGCUUUUUUCCCCCUUCUUAUCUUCCCCCUUCUUCUUUUCCUGUGACUGGGAUGAAUCUGACCUUUGUACUAUAUUGCACUAUAUACUCAGGGUUAUUGGAAUAGGCGAAGAAGAGUUUUCCAGUUUUGUGUGUGUGAGGGGAUGAUAAUGAUGACGCAUCAGCUUUUGACCAAGGAGAAAUGGAAACUUAAAAAAAGACAGAUCCUGUAGUGCAAAAUAUUUCACACUGUUUCCACCCCACCUUCCACACCCCCCCAUUUUUAUUAUUUUUGUAAUUUGGACUUGAUAAGACACCGUUUUGAUAUGGUAACGUGAUUUGUAGCUGAUGAAAAGUUUUACAUAGUUGGAAUGAACUAGGGUUUCCUGUAACUGGCUUCAAGGGACGCGUUGAUAUUAGAUACACACUCAAUUUUAUAUUGAUAUUUUUUUUUUGCUUUAGAGAAGUUCAUAUGGA
Notechis scutatus (mainland tiger snake) is the source of this 2055-nucleotide messenger RNA. It is a transcript of the gene CCDC71L, whose product is annotated as coiled-coil domain containing 71 like. The record is from RefSeq and is a predicted model, not a curated record. NCBI's taxonomy places the organism in Eukaryota, Metazoa, Chordata, Lepidosauria, Squamata, Elapidae.